GAGCUCUGUGAAUGAAAGAACCAGGCAGCAGAUGCGGGAAACUCGAGGGCUGAUAGACUCCCUGGUUGGAUACAUCGAAAACUCCCUGCAGGAGGGAAAAGGAGAGGACAAGGGAGUAGAAAACUGUGUAUGUGUCCUGCGCAACCUGUCGUACCAGCUGUACUCUGAGAUCCCAGCUUCAGUUCAGAUGCGUUUGGAAGGACCCACUCGAGCACAGGACACGCGGCACAACGACCCCAUCGGCUGCUUCACACCACAGAGCAAGAAAACAAAAGAUGUCAGUCACUCAUCUGCAGUCUUCUACGCACCUUAUUGGAUUAGCUAUAUUAUUAUUCUAAAAAGUUCCCAAACCUGAUCUGAUAUUUCAUUAAAUUCUUUGAAUAUAGAGUAUAGUGCAAAUAGUAAUGCAUGCGCUACCAAUAAAAAAGCUUGAG
Puntigrus tetrazona (Sumatra barb) is the source of this 434-nucleotide messenger RNA. Its product is annotated as plakophilin-3-like. The transcript is spliced from 2 exons. Gene Ontology annotation, molecular function: cadherin binding. NCBI's taxonomy places the organism in Eukaryota, Metazoa, Chordata, Actinopteri, Cypriniformes, Cyprinidae. Bases 32 to 355 code for a protein of 107 amino acids. Gene Ontology annotation, cellular component: plasma membrane; adherens junction; cytoplasm. The record is from RefSeq and is a predicted model, not a curated record. Gene Ontology annotation, biological process: cell-cell junction assembly; cell-cell adhesion.